GCACUAUAUAGACCUCCAGGAUCCACCAGUCUGCAGCAGGUCAGCAGCAAAGACGAGAAGAGCAGAGCUUUAAGAGCAGCUGUACAAGAAUGAAAAUCGCAAUCGUUGACAACACUAUGAAAACUUUUCAAGUCUUCCAUUGUUGCCCAAACACAAAGCAAGGAUGUGGGUGGCCAACCUCAUUGCUCUGUGCCUUUUGGCUGUGGCGUCAUGUGCUGAGGUGAAGGAAGCGAAGAAGCUGAGCAGCCAUGCGACAUCACUGGCAGACACCAGCUCCAACCUUGCUUUCAACCUCUAUCACACUUUGGCCAAAGAGAAGAACCAGGAGAACAUCCUGAUUUCCCCAGUAGUGGUGGCCUCCUCCUUGGGUCUGGUGGCCCUUGGUGGAAAGUCUUCCACUGCCUCCCAAGUCAAAACCGUCCUGAAGGCUGACGCCCUGAAAGACGAGCACCUGCACUCAGGCCUGUCUGAGCUCCUGAACGAGGUCAGUGACCCAAAUGUCCGCAAUGUCACCUGGAAGAUCAACAAUAGGCUGUACGGCCCCAGCUCUGUCAACUUUGCUGAUGAUUUUGUGAAGUCCAGCAAGAAGCACUACAACUGUGAGUAUUCCAAGAUCAACUUCCGCGAUAAGAGAAGCGCCAUCAAGUCCAUCAACGAGUGGGCCGCCAAGUCCACCGAUGGCAAGCUGCCAGAGGUCACAAAGGAUGUAGAGAACACGGAUGGUGCUAUGAUCAUCAAUGCCAUGUUCUUCAAACCUCACUGGCAUGAGAAGUUCCAUCACAAGAUGGUGGAUGAUCGUGGAUUCCUUGUCACCCGCUCUUACACUGUGUCAGUGCCAAUGAUGCAUCGUACAGGUCUCUAUGGCUUCUAUGAGGACACAGAAAACAGGCUUUUUGUGCUUGACAUGCCCCUGGCCCACAAAAAGUCCAGUGUAAUCUUUAUCAUGCCCUAUCAUGUGGAGCCUCUGGAAAGGCUGGAGAAGCUUCUGACCCGCAAGCAGGUGGACACCUGGUUGAGCAAACUGGAGGAGAGGGCUGUGGCCAUUUCUCUGCCUAAAGGCAGCAUCGAAGUCAGCCAUGACCUCCAGAAACAUCUUGCAGAGCUCGGUCUCACUGAGGCUGUGGACAAGUCCAAGGCAGAUUUGUCUAACAUCUCUGGCAAGAAAGAUCUCUAUCUCUCCAGUGUCUUCCAUGCAUCUGCCUGGGAAUGGGACACAGAGGGUAACCCCUUUGAUACCAGCGUCUUCGGUUCAGAGAAGCUCCGAAGCCCCAAGCUCUUCUAUGCUGACCAUCCAUUUAUCUUCCUGGUGAAGGACAACCAGACCAACUCCAUCCUUUACAUUGGGAGAAUGGUUAGGCCCAAGGGUGACAAAAUGAGAGAUGAAUUGUAGUUUUUAGCUGUAGAUGAGACUAGCCAAACAAUUUUUUGGUGUUUUCUUAUUUUCUGUGGUGUGACUGUUACCUCAUGAGCACAUUCCAUAAACCAGCAAUUUCCUCACAGAUAUACCAAAACUCCAUAGGACCACCAUAUGUAUUUAAGAAUUGUUAAAUGCUGUUUAAUCUAUAUAAUGCACAAGGAGCAUUGGGAGAGCCUAGACACCUAUAUUAUCUAUCCAAAGCUUUGACAUCAAUUGACCAUGUGCCUUAUUAAGAUAUUAGAGAGAUCGUGAGAAUAGAUGCUAUACUUAUAUUAAGUAUGGUGUUACUGGUGUUGUUCUGUGGCAUUGUGGUGUUAGUGUGCUUGGCAUUCCCUCUCAUUUCCUGAGUUUGUGUGAUGUCUAUGUGGGAUUCUUGCCCUUAUCUUUAAUGUUUAAAGACAAGAGGAUGUUUGCACAAAUGUUCUUCAAACUUUCAUGUUCUGUCAUUCACUCCAACUGUAACAAGCAUUCAGUUUCCCUGUUUUCUCUGCCUUCCCUUCUGCACUGAUUUGUUCCCCUGACCUCUUAGACAUUGGUACAAAUUUCUUCCACACCGAAUCUGUUGAAUUGUUGUGCUCAAUGUUUUUUUUUUCUUCCUUUUUUAAAAUAAAAUUUAAUAAAAUAAU
Pygocentrus nattereri (red-bellied piranha) is the source of this 2043-nucleotide messenger RNA. RefSeq names its product serpin peptidase inhibitor, clade H (heat shock protein 47), member 1b (gene serpinh1b). Bases 164 to 1390 code for a protein of 408 amino acids. The record is from RefSeq and is a predicted model, not a curated record. Gene Ontology annotation, cellular component: endoplasmic reticulum. Gene Ontology annotation, biological process: negative regulation of endopeptidase activity; collagen fibril organization. The transcript is spliced from 6 exons. Lineage: Eukaryota; Metazoa; Chordata; Actinopteri; Characiformes; Serrasalmidae. Gene Ontology annotation, molecular function: serine-type endopeptidase inhibitor activity.